GGCAAUGGAAAUAAUACCAUCCACAAUGCGCUCCGCACCCUGUUUGGUGACACUGAAAAUCACAACAAUGUCUUCUUCCCUUUUUCAAAUCUCCCUUGUUUUCUUCAUAACAAUCUUCUCUUCUCCCUUUGCCAAUGCCGCCAUUGAUUUGAAGUACCCAGCAGUGUUCAACUUCGGCGAUUCAAACUCCGACACCGGCAACCUUAUCGCCGCCGGGAUCGGCGACCCCCUCCUAUCCCCAAACGGACAAUCUUUCUUCCACCAACCGUCCGGGAGGUUCUGUGAUGGACGCCUCAUCACCGACUUUCUCAUGAAAGGUAUUGGGCAUGGGAUCCCAUUUCUGAACCCCUAUUUGGACUCCAUUGGAGGGCCAAGCUUCAAGAAGGGAUGCAACUUUGCAACUGCAGCUUCUACUAUACUUCCAACUCCCUCCUCUAUCAGCCCAUUUUCCUUGGGAGUUCAGGUUGCCCAGUUCCUAGAAUUCAAGGCUCGAGCUCUCGAUAUUUUAGCCAAAUCAAAGAAAAUGAAAAAAUAUGUGCCUCCCAAUGAUUUCUUUGAGAAAGGUCUAUACACAUUUGAUAUGGGGCAGAAUGAUCUUGCCAUUGCCUUUUAUUCCAAGACAUUAGAUCAAAUUCUUGCUUCAAUCCCUGCAAUUCUAAGGGGAUUUGAAGAUGGAAUUCAGGCAUUAUAUGAGGAAGGGGCAAGAAAUUUUUGGGUCCACAAUACAGGUCCUCUGGGAUGCCUAGCACAAAACGUUGCAAAAUUUGGGAGUGAUCCAUCAAAGGUGGAUGGGUUAGGAUGUGUGAGAGCACACAAUGAGGCUGCCAGUCUCUUCAACCUGCAGCUCCAUUCUCUUUGCAACAAGUUGCAAGCCCAAUAUUCAGAUGCAAAUAUAAUAUAUGUUGACAUCUUCACCAUCAAGUCUAAUCUCAUUGCCAAUUAUUCCACAAAUGGAUUUGAACAGCCAUUAAUGGCAUGCUGUGGGGUGGGUGGCCCUCCCUUGAACUAUGACAGCAGGGUAGCAUGUGGUCAGACAAAGGUUUUGAAUGGUACAACAGUCACAGCCACAGGGUGCAAUAACAGCAAUGCAUAUAUUAACUGGGAUGGAAUUCACUACACAGAAGCAGCAAAUCAGUAUGUUGCAGACCAAAUUAUGACAGGAAAAUACUCAGAUCCACCUUUGGCUGACAUGAUGACAUUCCCCCUUCAACUCAACGUCUAAUAUAAUCAUUGUUUCAUUUUCUCAUUUUCGGUUUACUAAUAAAAUUAAAGGAGUUCCAUAUAUGCUGCUUCAGAUGUAUGUCAGACAUCAAA
Messenger RNA from Ipomoea nil (Japanese morning glory), 1314 nucleotides. RefSeq names its product GDSL esterase/lipase At1g54790-like. The transcript is spliced from 5 exons. Gene Ontology annotation, molecular function: hydrolase activity, acting on ester bonds. The record is from RefSeq and is a predicted model, not a curated record. Lineage: Eukaryota; Viridiplantae; Streptophyta; Magnoliopsida; Solanales; Convolvulaceae. Bases 5 to 1222 code for a protein of 405 amino acids.